AUUAAUGAUACAACAAUGAUGCGGUUAGGAGAUAAAUGUUCUUGCAAAGACAAAAUCUUGUCAACCGUUACAAAAUAUUCGGACCUAGACCCCGCUCUAUGUCAGGAGCUGCGAAAAAUCGUAGAAACUUUGAUCGCGCCAGGAAAAGGGUUGCUAGCAUGCGACGAAUCUCCAACCUCCUUAGAAAAGCGAUUCAACGAACUGAACAUAGAAAACACAGAAACCACACGACGCGAUUACCGACAAAUGUUAUUCACAGCCGACAAGUCCCGACUCUCAAAAUAUAUUAGCGGUGUUAUUCUGCAUCACGAGACAGUUUAUCAGAAAACCACGGACGACAUUGACUUCAUCGAGCUGCUACGCCAGAGAAAUGUCGUACCCGGCAUUAAGGUCGACAGAGGUUUGGUCGAGCUAUUUGGCACGAAGGACGAAAACACCACGGAAGGUUUGGACAGUUUGCAGGAGAGAUGCAUCCAGUAUAAACGAGAUGGCUGCCAUUUCGCAAAAUGGCGAUGCACGUAUACCAUCUCGGAGACCACGCCGAGUCAGCUGGCCAUGGCUGCGAAUGCGAACGUCCUUGCAAGAUACGCCAGUAUAUGUCAGAGUGCACGAAUCGUACCAAUCGUAGAACCAGAAAUAUUAAAUACCGGCAAUCAUGGAAUAAAUAGAGCAUUAGAGGUUCACGAAGAAGUACUAUCAGUUUUAUUCCGUGCUUUAAAUGAGCAUCGGGUUUAUCUUGAAGGAAUGAUUCUGAAACCUGCUAUGGUUUUGUCAGGAAUACAAAAUAAUGUUAAUUGCACGCCUCAGAUCGUUGCCGAGUAUACGUUAAAUGCUAUGCAAAGAACAGUGCCCCCAGCAGUGCCAGCGAUUUUAUUUUUGAGCGGCGGGCAAUCAGAUACAGAGUCUGUUUUUAAUUUGAACGCCAUUAAUACUUACGAAGGGAAAAAACCGUGGACGCUGAGCUUCUGCUAUGGACGUGCUUUACAAAAUACAGCGAUGAAGGUUUGGGGCGGAAACGCAGACAACAACGAACAAGCUCAAGAAGUUUUUCUAGAAAGAGCUAGACUUUGUUCUGAAGCGGCUUUAGGACAAGUACAAUUAAGUAAUGGUAUCUGCACCAAGAGAACCUCUCGCUGAAAUUAUUAAAUAUUUAUAAGAAAUUAUGGAAAUCAUUAAAGAUUCUUAAUGAUAUUUUUUAGU
Molecule: messenger RNA, 1200 nt
Organism: Megachile rotundata (alfalfa leafcutting bee)
Lineage: Eukaryota; Metazoa; Arthropoda; Insecta; Hymenoptera; Megachilidae
Product: fructose-bisphosphate aldolase
Biological process (GO): glycolytic process
Molecular function (GO): fructose-bisphosphate aldolase activity
Source: RefSeq, a predicted model, not a curated record